UCAGUAUUGAAUCACUCGCGAUAGCGGUCGGACAGGGCAACGACGCGUCUUAAUGAACAAGCUGAACAAAUAUGUACCCCCCGAACGUACUUUACCCGUGACGUCUUAGUGGCUCCCAGAUCCCCUUUCGCGCUCCCUUAAAAUAGCCGCGUCUUUGUGCAAGCCCCAACAGUAUUGCCCCAGUCGGCCAAGUGCUAACUACUCCGCCGCCGCUGAUUAGAGUUAUCGUAACCGUUGGCAACUGCCACAGCAAAGUCCCCGAGCACUGUUAACAGUUCACCGGAUAUAAUUUGCAAUUACACUGCAGCACCAGCACCAGCAGCACCAGCCUAAAAAUAAAACCAAAUAAGAUGCCUGAUGUAAAGUUCCUCGCCCUGCUGCCCACCAAUGCCAAUGCCUCCGACCGCGUGACCAGCAUGUCCGUCACCGGCACCCUGCUCCAAAAUCCACAGCAAUUCUCGGUUAACUUUGUCAACAGUCCGGAUUGUACGGACAACAUCACGUACCACUUCAAGGUGAUAAUUCCCACGCAGACGAUCGUCGAGAACUACAAACGGAACGGCGAGUGGAGCAGCCUGCACCAGGAGAAGUACCUGAACAUCUUCGACGGUACAGGCGCUAGCAAUAAGACCCAAAACCUGACCCAGAGCUUUGCCAGCAUUAUGAACGAGAUUGAUGAGGCGCUCCAACUUUCAUCCACAGAGUCCUCGUUCUGCCUAGAGUUCGCCUUCGACUACGAUAACUCCACCAUGCGUGUCUACCAGGGCAGGGAGGCGGGUCACAAUUUCAUUACCCAGUACGAGACCCUCUUCUCCCUUUCCGACAUCCAGGCGGUGCAGGUUUGGGGAGACGUGCAGAAGGUCAACCAGUUUUCCCUGGCCUACAACUGAUAGGGAGAGAGCCCCCAACCCCGAUCCCCAAGGUAGCCCCUUUAUUUUCACCUAUUUAAUCCAUUCUCUGAUCGCUUCGAUACGAGAUCGGUGGCGGGGCACACCUUUAGUCCUAACAUUGCACGACCCUAAUCCUAAUCCCUCACCGAGUAGUUCGUUGAACUUAGUUUGUUGGAUUGUUUCGCACCCAUAUUUACAUUUAGUUAGCUUGUUGGCUUGUUUUCUCUCCAUCACCGUUUGAAUUGCCUUAUUCUAAUAAGAUCUUAAAACCCUUUCGCUUAUUGCUGAAAAAAUCGUUUGAAGGUGGAUACAUUUCCUUAGGAAUUUUUUCUUUAACUUUUUGUUUUUUAAAGUAAUUUAUUUAGAAUGAUAUGACGUUGAUAUAUCAUCAGCAUAAGCUGAUAUUUGUGAUUAAAGAUUUAAGGGUUUCCUAUGUUUUUAUACAGAUUUCAUGUAUUUUUUAAAGAAUUUCGAAUAGUAUUAGAAGACUUUAGAUAUAAUUAAUAUGCAUUGAUUAAGGAUUAGGAUUGCGACUACUUUCCUUAAAUAUGUUGUAUAUUUUCAUAUUUUGCUUUAAAAUAAUUUGUAAUGUUAGGGAAUAUGGUAUUUGUCACUCUUGAUCACUCGUUUGUCGCCACCACCCACACCACUCACUUGUCUUACGACCUUGGGCUUAUGAUUCCACUGCAGCCUCUUCUAUUGCUUAUUGCCUUUAGUUGGAGUUGCUUUUUCUGUUGGUUUAUAGUUUGUAGUUCUUUGUUAAUUGUUAGGCCAAAGAUUUGUAUGUAUUAUACACGUUUAUUGUCUGUGCUUGCUGAUUUUCGCCCACAUAGUUUUUGAGCCUAGUUAUAUGUAACACCCACACACAUACCACGCCAAGUAUUAAAUAUCGCCAAUUUAAUUGAGUAAACAUACAAAUUCAUGGGAAAUUGGUUUUACUUUAAUGCUAAUAAAUUGUUCGGUUACGGAAAACCGGCUGGAAACGGG
This is a messenger RNA of Drosophila kikkawai, 1877 nucleotides long. Lineage: Eukaryota; Metazoa; Arthropoda; Insecta; Diptera; Drosophilidae. The record is from RefSeq and is a predicted model, not a curated record.